GUGCCGAAGCGUUGCGUCGUCACCGGCGGCCUUGGCUUCGUGGGCCAGCGCCUGGUCGAGACGCUUGUGGAGCGCGGCGCAGAGCAGGUUGUUUCUUUCGACAUAGUGCCGCCUGCAGCCAAUGUGUGUCAGAACAAGGCCAUCAAGUAUGUCACGGCAGACCUUUGUGACUUCGACGCAGUUCUGCAAGCCGUUGAAGGUGCAGACUGUGUUUGGCACAAUGCAGCUGCGGUUGGCCCAUUCCUGCCGAAGCACUUUUACAAGAAUGUGAAUGUGAUCGGGACAAGGAAUGUGCUGGAGGCGUGCAAACAGCAAGGAGUGAAGAAGCUGGUGUUCUCAUCAACUCCGUCCUCACGCUUCACCUGCACGGAUGAUGUUGAUGGCCAAACCGAGGCAGAGAUGCCCGAUAUUCCUCAGGAUCGCUAUGUGGCCGAGUAUUCGGCAACCAAGGCAGAAGGAGAACUGCUGCUGCGCAAGGCUUGCAAGGAGGGUGAGAUCCUCUUCAUUGCAGUCGCCCCUCACACUGUCUAUGGGCCACGGGACAACCUGUUCCUGCCUAACCUGUUGGAAGCCGCGGGCAUUGGCAAGCUGCGUGUCUUCGGCAGUGGCAAGAGUCGGGUUGGGUACACGCACGUGGAUAACUACUGCCACGGCCUGGUUAUCGCUGAGAAGCAACUGUACAAAGAAUCCCCGCAUCUCGGGAAGUUCUACGUAUGCACAGAUGGCGCGACUCACCCACAUCCGAAGGGAUACAGCGUCUUCUGGGAAGAACUGGAUCAGGCAGUCACCGGCAUGGGCUUCGACUCCUUGUACAGCAAGAUGGCUCUUCCCUAUUUCCUGCUGAGGAUUGUCGCCUUCAUCUGCGACACGAUCACUGCAUUUACUGGGAGGAAGUUAAAGCUCGGCUGGUUCACCCUUCGGAUGCUGACCAUGCACAGGUGGUUUCGCAUCACAGCUGCGCAGACUGACCUUGGUUAUCAGCCCGUGGUGUCAUACAAAGAGGGGUGGCCAGACACCAUCGAAUGGUUCAGGAAUAAGUGGCUGCCGACUUUCGAUCCGAAGACGGCAUCUGGCACCACCGGGUCCAUAGCGCAGCAGACGGUCGACAAGGUGAAGCUACAGGAGCAGAAAAUGCAAAAGUGA
Messenger RNA from Symbiodinium necroappetens, 1143 nucleotides. NCBI's taxonomy places the organism in Eukaryota, Dinophyceae, Suessiales, Symbiodiniaceae. The record is from the annotation of a GenBank genome assembly.